CAGUGUUGUUGAUCGAAGGUCAGUGGCACUAUCGUAAAUAUUUUGAAAUGAGAGAAGUCAACAAUUUUUUUGUGUCACACGAGCUAAUUAAGUUCAGAAACAUUAAAAAUAUGUGUUUAAGGUGGUGUGUUAGUUAUAUUUUGUGAUUUAAAUGAUAAAUGAACUAUUUUCAUGUGUUUACCUAUGGAGUACAUGAUGACAGAAAGAGCCUACUUACUAUGCUCAGGAGUCCCAGUAUAAAGGUUUCUCAAUGAUUUGUUGAGGAUUUGUCGCUGUUGUUAUUACUGUGGGAUUCCCUAGCAGUAAAAUACUUAUGAAAGAAGUAUAUAAUUGAAAGAAUAAAGAAGAUUAUGUGGACUGCAAGGAAAAUUAACUGAAUUAGUUGAUCCAUAUUAUAAAUUUUACAAAAAUGUAGACCACCUACAUAAACAAUUUUUAACUAUUGUGAUUAAGACAUUGUUUAAUCAACUCAUUUCAAGAUGGACGAACAAAAUGGGGAUUGCUUUGAUCAUCAUGAGAUGUUUGCUCCUUUGAGUUCUUCAGACACUGAACAUGAUUGUUUAAAAGAUUUCUUGUUAGAUCCUCCUCGCCAUGAACAACAUAGUAUGUCAUCUGGAUAUUGUUAUGAUAAUAUGCAAGCAAGUUCUGGGCUCAUGUCUAUGUCCUUAAAUUCUGGAUUAUCGAUGACAAUGGGCAGUGGCAUGACAAUGGCAGGACCUGGUAUGUCCAUGACUGCUCCUAGUUUGAUGGCUGGAGGUUCUGCUAUGUCUAUGGCUCCUGGUCAGGGAAUGUCCAUGUCGGCUGGUCCAAAUUUAACAAUGUCGAGUCCGUUGGGCUCUCCAAUGAACUGUGGAUUGUCAUUGCCUCCUAAUGUGGGCAUGACAAUGAAUUCAGGACCAUUAAUGCAGAUGGCAGGAAGUUCAGGGAUGGCAAUGUCUCAGAAUUCGUGUAUGCCAAUAACGUCUAGCACAAAUUUAUCCAUCCCUAAUAUCCCUAAUCAGGUGCUAUCAUCCUCCUCACUUUCUUUAGCUUCUAAUUCUGGAAUGUCUCCUGGUAUGCCUUUGCCCAUGUCUACGGGUUCUCAUACAAUGUCAACUUGUUCUCCCAUACUCAUGUCUACAGGACAUUCUUUGCCUCUUUCAACCUCCUCAAAUAGACCUUUAAUGGACCAUUUAUCACCAAUUCCUAUCCCUAACUUAUCAAGUUGUGUGAAUGAUAAUUCUAUGAUGAUGCAUCAGGGAUAUUCUUCAUCAAAUGCUCAUAUACCACAGUUACAAAGUCCUGUUCAAAAUCAAGCAGCUCAUCCUGUAGUGGACUUUAGAAGUCCAGGACAUUCUGUAGAGAGUGUGAUACCAAGUGCUUUAGACAAUGGUGUGAUAUCGUCAGAGUGUUGUGACAAAAAUGGAGAAUGGAGUCCUGCAGGAACUGGGGACUCUGUGAGGACAGGUGAAAGUCAGGAAGGGGUAGAACCAGGGACAAGUGAAAGAACUGUUAGCAGUGAUUGUGUGAGUAGUGAAACUGUGUGUUCUCCUGAAGCUGAAGGGAUAGUUGAUCAGGGAAAUGAGGAAAGAAAAUUAAAACAGGAAACACGUGGAAGAAAAAGAAAAACAUCUAAACAACCUCGACAGAGAAAAUCACCAUCAACAAUAGCAACCUAUCAGAGUCAGAUCUCACCUGAUCAAAAUGGGAUCAAGAUAAGGAUAAAGAAAUCUUUAACAUUGGCUCCUCAAAAAACGAGAAAACGUAAAAAUAAACAGAGUGAAGAGAUUGACGAAUAUGAAGAACCUUUGGAACAAAGUCCUUGGGGUGACAGAAUGCCAAAGAAAAUUCUAAAUAAUAUAUUUUACAUGGUCACUAAAAUUGAAGGCUGUGUACCAUUUCUUGUCAGGAUGUCACGUGUUUGCCGUCUAUGGAGAGAUGUAGCAGUGUCUCCACACUUGUGGUAUCAUAUAGAUCUGGCGUCCACUUGGUGCAGAGAUAGGGUCAAGAAUGACAGAACUUUCCAGUGGCUGUGUGAGAACAGAUUAGCUCAAGUCCAGGAACUGAACUUAGGAGGCUGGUCAUUCACUGGUAUUCCGAGUGUACUGGACAAAAUGGCAACCUCCUGCGUAAAACUACAAGGCCUGGGAUUGUCUGGAUUACAGGGACUCAGCCUGGAUAACAUCAAGUUUCUCGUUUCAAAUUGUCCUUACCUCGAGAGGCUUGAUCUGUCAAGUAUCAAUCCUGAGUUAAACAGCCCGCGCAGUGCAGUAAGCAUGGCGUCUCUGCUAUACCUAGCACAAACCAUGGGAGAGCGCCUUACUCACCUCAUACUGGCCAACAACAAGCUCGCUGGAGUACCUCAGAUAUUGACAGCGAUUGCAACUCACUGUCCAAAUCUGCAAGUACUUGACCUAGCCAAUGUGAGGACUGUUGCUCAGACCACUGCAUAUAUCCAUAUUGAGAAGUUGCAGGAAGGCUGUCCCUCCCUACGAGUGCUCAGGCUUACCAAUAGUCAGCUAGCUCUGUCACCUGUCUCAUUUAAUGAACAGGCUACUUCUCAAGGAUUUCCCCAGCUUGAGGAGCUCAGUGUAGCUGGUGUUGUCGAAGGAUUGACAUCUCAGCCUUAUAUUGAUGAUGAAGCAUUACAGAGAAUCAUUAAAUCAUCCAAGAAGCUAAGGCUACUGGAUGUUAGGGGCUGUAACAAAGUAUCAGACUCUUCUCUGGUCAGAGUUCCAGCGUGGGAUCUUGAGCACAUUUUCCUUUCAGGGUGCUAUGUGACGCGGCUUAAUGACUCAGGACUGGAGUUGAUAGUGAAGAAGUGGAGCCACAGCCUUGUAGAGGUGGAUUUGGCCUGGAGCACUGCUACUGAACCACUGGAUGCUGCUAUCACAGCACUGGCCGAGCAGGGUGGCAGCAGCAGACUGAGGACAUUGGACCUCUGUGGAUCAUCAGUGAGUCUGGAACCGGUGAGAGCUGUACUCACCAAGUGCCCUCUGCUCUCGUCCAUUAAUUUGUCGUCAUGUCGAGCCCUGCCCCGAGGCAUGAAGAGACUCUACCAGGGACUGCCUCUUGUGCAGCUACGCUCCUCCAUGCUCACUGACCAGUAAUCCAAGUCUGCAUUCCUCAUCUCCUUAGUUUCUUCUUCACCUUCUCUUUUAUCCAUAGGUAAACUCUUUGUCAAUUAAUACAUUUAUUUUAUGCAGGUUCAACAUUUUAAGUUUGGUUUCAUAUUCUUUGUCUAUUUUAUAUAUGUUAUAAAAUGCUUUGAAAAUCAUAAAUACUAAAUUUUAGACAUUGACUUCAUUCAUACGUAGCUUCAGAACUAAAUAAUAAAAGAUCAUAUUAACAUAAACACAAGAAGUAAAUGUUUUGACUUAUUUUACCAUACAAACAAUUACCUCAGUGAACAUUUUUCUAAAUACAGCUCUCUAAAAUUAUUAAGUACACCAAAAAUGUAGCAGUUUCAUAGAACAGGACUACCCAAGCACUCCUUGAAAUUUAAAGCCAAUUAAUUAGUAGUUAUUGUUUGUUUUUUAUGUUAAGAUUGAGGGUGUUUGAUUGUAAAACAAAUUUUUUUACUUACAAAAUAUUUGUAUGGUGUUUUCCUGAUGUUUAUAACCAAUUUACGUUCACUAACAACAACAAAAACAGAAAUUCAAGGAAAUAAAUUAAAAAAUUGAAGAUAGAUCCACCUAUCUUUGAAUUGUUCUGAUGGAAUACUCAAUAAUUUCAAUGGUUCUGAAGAUGAUAAAAGUGUAUUCAAUACAGUUUCAAAUACCUUUAGAUGUUUUCAAGGCAUUUUAACCUUACUUCAAAUGUUAUUAUGUGUAUUUUAGUCUGUUGAGAAAAAUUAUAUUUGUUUUUACAAAAUUAUAUUUCAAUUGCAUGAAAGACAAGAUGUAAAUAAGUGUAAGUUUGUUUAUAAUGUAUUUAUAAGUUCUUGUUGAAAGGUGUUUAUUAAAUGAAGAAUUUAUUUUAUUAAGUUUUGUUUGUAGAAGUACAAAGUGUUUAGUCAUUAAUCUGUCAUUGUAUAUUUGUAAAUAUGGUGAGCUUGUAGAAUAGCUUUAUAGCUUAUUUAUUGAUGUUGCAAAUUAAAUUUGUUUAGUUUACCCAAUCUGAUCACAGCAUAAUUAUAGAUUACAUUCACUGAUAUCUCUUAGAUACAAUCUCAAACAUUGCUGAAGCAGAAAAACAAUUGUUUUUAUUUUCUCGACUGAGCGAAUUUUUAUUUUAAGAUUUGAAAUUAGAAUCAAAGAUACCAGUGGAAUUUAAUCUUGUUUCCCUACCUUUUAUCCAAAUAAACUGUUCUAGGUAAGGAAUAAUAUAUAUUUAUAUAUUUACUAUUUAAAUUUUAAGCUGUUGUUGAAAGCUUGUGUUGAAAUGUGUCAAUGAUGUUUUCUGAUUAAUGAAAAGAAAUAACAAUUCCAAAUGUAUAUGUGUAA
Molecule: messenger RNA, 4424 nt
Organism: Homalodisca vitripennis (glassy-winged sharpshooter)
Lineage: Eukaryota; Metazoa; Arthropoda; Insecta; Hemiptera; Cicadellidae
Exons: 9
Coding region: 480-3089 (869 amino acids)
Biological process (GO): SCF-dependent proteasomal ubiquitin-dependent protein catabolic process
Cellular component (GO): SCF ubiquitin ligase complex
Molecular function (GO): protein binding
Source: RefSeq, a predicted model, not a curated record